Molecule: messenger RNA, 4069 nt
Organism: Papaver somniferum (opium poppy)
Lineage: Eukaryota; Viridiplantae; Streptophyta; Magnoliopsida; Ranunculales; Papaveraceae
Product: TPR and ankyrin repeat-containing protein 1-like
Exons: 6
Coding region: 357-1160 (267 amino acids)
Molecular function (GO): protein binding
Source: RefSeq, a predicted model, not a curated record
UGAACUUCUGCACAUAUUCUUCCCACACCACAUUGAUAAUUUUAAGUCCCGAAACAAGCCAUAUUUAUGGAGAAGCACCAAUAUGGCUUGAAUCUGCUAAUGAUGACAGUGCAAUCAUAACCAUUUUUGGCAAAAGUGGCGAACAUGCUGGUAGGAGUGCAAGUGGAUUUGGUGCAGAACAAGUUAUUUUGGUGCCUGAUGAUUUGGUGAGGAAGGAAAUUACUGAGCAUAUUGGAAAACAAGCGCUUAUUCUGACUAUAGCAGAAUGCAAGGGCUUAGAAUUUCAGGAUGUCUUGCUUUACAACUUUUUUGGAACAUCACCGUUAAAGUGUCAAUUGAGAGUUGUUUAUGGGUAUAUGAAGGAACAAAAUCUUCUCGACUCCAAUGAUAUGAAAUUUCCAAAAUUUAGCAAGGUUAAACACCAGAUUCUCUGCUCUGAACUGAAGCAAUUAUAUGUUGCUAUCACCCGUACUAGGCAGAGACUAUGGAUCUGUGAGAAUAUCGAUGAUCUUUCUAAGCCUAUGUUUGAUUACUGGAAGAAGUUAUGUCUCGUUCAAGUGAGAGAACUCGAUGAAUCACUUGUACAGGCAAUGCAGGCUACUAGCAGCAAAGAGGAAUGGAGUUCACGCGGUAUCAAGUUACUGGAUGAAGGUAAUUUUGAGAUGGCGAGAAUGUGCUUUGAAAGGGCUGGCGAUUCAUUUUUGGAGAAACUCGCUAAGGCAUCUGGUCUUAGAGCUGCUGGUGUUCACAUGCUUGGCUCUAAUACUGAAUUAGCUCGCGUUGCUCUUGUAGAGGCAGCUGAGAUUCAUGAAUCAAUUGGCAAGGCUGAUUUUGCUGCUAAAUGUUUCAUGGAGUUGAAGGAUUUUAAAAGAGCAGGCAUUAUUUAUUUGAAAAACUGUGGGGAAUCUAGGCUAGAAGAUGCGGGUGACUGUUUCAGUCUUGCUGGAUGUUGGUCUACUGCAGCUGAUGCGUAUUCUAGGUGUAACUGCUUUUCCAAGUGCUUGCAAGUUUGUACAAAUGGCAGUCUUUUUGAAACCGGUCUUCAAUUCAUAGAAGUUUGGAAAGAAAGUGCAAAGCUAAACCCUGAUACAGCCAAAAGUCAAGAUCUCAUAGAUAUUGAACAAAGUUUUCUCAAGAGAUGUGCCCUUCACUAUCAUUAACAGAAUGAUAGUACUAAUAUGAUGAAGUUUAUCAAAGCCAUCAACUCGUUGGACAUGAUAAGAACAUUUUUAAGGUCUCAUGAUUAUCUUGAUGAGCUCGUCCUCUUUGAAGCUGGGUCUGAGAAUUUUAUGGAAGCUGCCACUGUUGCGAGAUUGAAAGGGGAUCGCCUUCUUGAGGCAGAUAUGUUAGAACAGGCAGGGGGCUUAGUAGAUGCUGCAGAGGUAAUUCUGUUUUAUGUUCUUGACAAUUCUGUUUGGUCAAAUGGUAACAAAGGUUGGCCCUUGAAAAAAUUUCCGAACAAAGAAAAACUUUUGGCAAAAGUUAGAUUGAUGGCAAAAAGCAAAGAUGAUUUUUUUAAUGAUUUCGUUAGUACAGAGGCAAGCAUAUUAUCAGACACCAGUAGUAGAUUGUCGGAGAUGAAUGACUGUUUUCUUGCCUCACAAAGACUUAAGAGUCUGCGUGGUGAAAUUGUUUCUUUGAGGAAAAUCAUUGAUUACCAUCUAGAGUUAGCACCUUCAGAGUAUGUUUGGGUAGAUGAUGUUGUGUUGAACACAAUAGAGCAUGUAGAGAAUUCAGUAUCCAAGAACAGGGUCUCCGUUGAAACAUUGACUUACUUUUGGAAUUUAUGGAAGGAAAAGAUAGUAAACAUAUUGAAAUAUCUCAAUUCUCUUGGAACUCUAGAUAAACAAGACUACAGAAGCUAUGAAAUAUUCUGUUUGGGUUAUUUAGGUGUGUAUAAGCAGGAGCAUAAUCAAAGUUCCAUCCUGUUGGAGAAAAGAAAUUGAGGAUCGUUUUCUUCGAAAGACUAGAAACUUACUUGGCUUGGAUGAUCACCAAUUUGCUUCUUCUGCUCGGAGCUAUUGGUUUUCUACACUACUUAGUCUCUGUAUGCAAGUAUUGGAGAAGCUGGAAAGCCUCGGUAAAAUUUCAGGUAUCUUUAAAAUUGGGAAUGAGUCUUACAUGCACUAUAAUGGUCCCUUCCGACAAGGACUAACCGCGCUUAACAGUUAUCAAGUUGCAAAAUCGAUAAUAGAGAUUAAGAUACUGGACAAAAAGCUUCCUGGGGAACUGCUCAAGUGCUUCAAACAUUCCAAGGAGUAUUUUUAUGGGAUAUUUUGUCUGAGGGACCCGAAACAGAUGAUGUUCAAGCAUAUGAUGGAUCUUAGACUAACAAAGCUCUCUAAGGAUUUGAUUGGAGAAAUUACCAUAGAGAUCAUAAGCACAAAAGGCAGGUUAAGGUAUGUGGAAAUGUGGAGUGUGGUCUUGCAGAUUUUUACCUUUGGUAAUCUAAGCGAAGAAAUAUAUCAAGUUAUAAUACAACGUCCGGAUCUGUCUCCAGCCUAUAAAGUUUUCAUUAAGCAGUUGAAAGAGAGCAAAAUAUCAGGAUUGGUCUCGGUUUCUCUGGUCAGCAAUUUUGAAAAUCAUUACAAGAAACAUUCAACCACGACUGGAUGAAGGACUUCGAUUUCAUGCCACCUUCCUGGUUUGUUUAUUUUCUUGAACGUCUUCUUUUCUUGGUUUCAUCUUGGCAUGGUUCUUUUUUCACAGUAAAGUCUUCUGUCCGUGAAACAAUCCCCUGGGGGAAUCUAAGAUGCAACUCGAGUUCUUUAUCAGUAGCUGACUCAAAAGUUUUCUCGAGGAGGUCUUUCGAUUUUAUAGCAUCCAAGAUCAAAGAAAUUUUAUCGAGUAAGCUAGAAUGGCUUUGGGAACGUGAUUUAGACAGAGUGGCUUACUAUCCUUUUCUGGUCUUGAAGUUGGUUAUAUUGGUUACUUUAAUUUGUUUGAAUUCUGGACGUCACUUUGAUUUGCUGUACAGUCUACUUCGUAGAUACGAUAUCAUAACCGUACUGCCGCCUGUGUUUGUUAAGAUCCUCAAGAAAAGAGGCACAGGGCAAUUUGGUAAGUUGCUUGCUGAAUCCUUUGAAACAAUUGGGGAUCCUUUGGUCUGUUUGAGGUCUGGAGAUAUUCAGAGAGAAUAUAUGAGUCCCGAUGUGUUAGAGAUAGAUGUGGAUUUGAUUCACUCCCGAGAAGACAUUUUCGGAAUACUAUACCCAGGAAACUCAAAAUGUGACGCAAAUGAUGAAAUGGAGUAUGGAAGUGAUGGAGAUGUUUGCUUCUCCAAUUUUGAUCAUAUGAGUUAUACCGAAUUUCUAACCGAGUCUGAUGAUGUUAUUCCUGGUUACGAUAUAGACAUGGCAGAAUUGAGAACAGAUAUCAAAAAAUUCGACACCGGGAGUUUCGUGCAGUUAUUCACGAAUACAUCUCAUGUUUAUAUGUUCUUGAAAGGCAUUUUUGAGGACAUCAGCUUUCAUAAUUGCAAACCACAGAUGAAGUUGGAUAUUUGCAUUUGUUUUCUGCAAAGUACCAAUCCGCUUUGGAAAGAUGAACGGUGGAUGAGGGAAAUAAAACAGCUCUCUUUUGCAUUAAGCACCAGUGAUGAGGAUCCUGAUACUCAGUACUCACGGAUUGGCGACUGCUUAAAGAAGUGGACUGCAAGGAUUCCAGAACUGAAAAUGUUAUUCAUCACUGGUCUAUUUGGAAUUAUUAUUAAAAAUACUUCUUACAGCAAGAAAAUCAAGAGGGAAGAAAUGCAAAAGUCGAAAAAGCAGGCUGGAAAGAAUAAAGGCAAGAAGAAGUAGUAGUAUUUUGUUCGGCGGGAGUUGCAACAUCCUCGUGAAUGAUAGCAUCCUUUCUUUGGGUAUAUGUCGAUUUCAACUUCUUAUUUUUUUUGAACUUUUUCAGCAGCUAAAUGUAAAACAAUAUUGAGACAUUUUUCUGGUAGAUUUAAAUUUAGUUUUCUGAUGAAUUUAGGAAUCAUGAGUAUACCAGAGUCUCGAAUGUACCCAGAUAAACAAUGGUUUUCUGUUCCUUUGGAAUACUAUUCAUGCACCCCACUUUUCUUAUUAAA